UUUGUAUGCCCGCUACUUACGACCUACUUACUCUCCGAAAUCACUCUGUUUAUAUCUUUGUCUAGAUGUAUUAUAGAUAAUCCGUGUUUAUGAUCACCGGUUCAGGCUACAAAAUGAAUUGUGUUAACUUUCUAAAGCUGUGUGAUUAACACAUGUAUUUGUUUUACAUUUUUAGUGUCUUAAAACGACAUACAGUUGCACAAUUGAACGGUAUAGGUUAGUUAUAUUAAUUAUUUUCGACUAUAAAUUUUCAUCGUAGUACUGUGCGAACAUGGCGUUCAUAGAUUGAACAGGUAUAACCACAAACAAGUUAUUAGAUGACAGUGCAGUGUACGUAAAUGGGUGGUAUGCGUGUGAAAUAGUUGUACAGAAAAUGAAGUUAUUUAUAUUUACUUGUGAAAUGUCCGCGUUUCUACACGGUGUGAAGGAUGUCAACGUGUGAUGAUAAUCACGAAAAUUCAUAAUUUCAUCCAAGAUCAUGUUCAGCAAGAAACUACAUGCGGACGUCAAGAAGUCUACACUUAAGAUUCAAGAUUUGAAGAAAGAUUCUGCUACACGUCUCAAACACCUGAAGAUAAUUUUAGAAAAUGUGGAUGCAGAAGAAGCAAAAUCUAUCUUUGAGGCCAACUUCAGUCAUAUCUAUUACGUCUUAUAUGACACUUUUGUGACUGCAGAGACAAACUUGCGGCAACGAGAACUGUCUUUUCAUCUUGUUCACAAGGCACAUCGGGAGGAGUUGGAAUGUGUCCUCCAAGUACUGGAGAAAGUCCUGGUGUAUCUGCCAGAACUUUUGUCAAGAAGAUGGCAGUGCCACAGUCUUACCCGCAUUAUGACAAAACUCUUGCAUCCUGGAAACUCGUGGAAACUGAGACGCGAGGCUAUAAGAUAUUUUCUUAUGUGGUACCAGGCAUUAGGUGACAAUGCUCCAGAGACCCUUCAUGCUAUAUUUGCAACACUGGUGCCAGGUUUUCCCUCACCUUUCCCUGGGCAGGGACUUUGUACACUGAAUAGGAGUUCAACUUCUGUGUUUCAUGAUACUUCCCAUGUGACUGCAGGUCCAGUGAAUGCUGUAGAGAUUCAACCUCUGCUGCCACCACAAAGUGGAGAGAAGCAGCCAGAUGAUCCCAUGAGAUUUUUCCUUGAUUCUGUGCUAGAGUUUAUUGUUUCUCAGGUUACAAAGGUAGAGUGGCGCGACAGGCUGUGCAGACAACACAAGUGCUUCAUGUUCCUGUUUGAAAGAUUCAAACAAUAUUAUCUGCCUCAUAUCUUUCCCCAGUUUUCAUUUGCUACAAGUCUCUACAAACCAGUAUUAGAUCUCCCAGUGCUGAGGAAGGGUUCUCCUGGACCUAGUGAUACUCCAGAGGGUCGGAGACGACAGGACCCUUUUGUUAUCUGCAGAGUAGUAGUUAUUAAAUGGGUUGCCACUUUUACUCACAUUACAAAGAAAGGGGAUACACCAUUUAUGCAUACACAGUCAAAUAGUAGUGUAACUCCCAGUGAAGAUGCUGAUCAUUCCCCUGGUACAGAGCUCCGUCGUGUGAGUGUGAGCCAAGCUGGGUCCAAUCAUGAUGCCACCUUGCCUGCAUCAGAUUCCAAUCAUUCCUCUGUAUUCUCACACACAGAAGGUGGAAACCAUUCACUGAGUGAGGAUCCAAAUGCAGCUGCAGUGCAUUUAGUCCGUGAAGUCUUGUACAGUAAUCGUGAUAAUGUCAACUUUGUACAUGAAGUGUACCGGCAGGCGUUCCUUCUCAACUUUACUCAUUCCCCUGCCAUCCGAAAAGCCAUUGCUGUUUACAAGGAUUGGAUUCAAAUGAAUGUUCCUGAACUGCCUUCCUUCAUGCUGGAGCCUCUGGAAAGUCACAAAGAAGAUUACUAUAGAAGUGGUCCACCUUCCUUUGAGUACUCAUCCAUGGAGGGCAGUGAAACAUCCGAGUCUUAUCGUGUAACUCGACUCAGGAAUGAUUCUUACCUUGGAGCAAUUCACCGGGAAAAUCUUCUAGUUCGAGCUGGCCUGCAGAAUGUACUGCAAGUGUUCAUAACUCACGCAGCAAAUGUGUUCAUGCUGGAAGUUAGUCCAGAGUACCCUCUGCUACUCGAGGAGCAGGUGGACACAUGUAAGCGGGUUCUUAACAUAUAUCGCUACAUGGUGAUGCACACCCGCAUGGAGUCCCGGACUUGGGAACAGCUGCUACUGGUGUUACUCCAAAUUACAUCCCUCAUCCUAAGUAAAACUCCACCUAAACGCAAGGAGGAAACCCUUGGUGGGAAACUGGCACCAGCAAUAUUUCAGACGUUGAUAGUGACAUGGAUCAAAGCAAACCUUAAUGUUGUCAUAUCUGCGGAAUUAUGGGAUCAGUUCCUCAUGGUUCUUUCGUCCCUCACGCAAUGGGAAGAGCUGAUACGUGAAUGGGCAAAAACCCUGGAAACUCUGACCCGAGUGUUGGCUCGCCACGUGUAUAAUCUUGAUCUGACCGAUUUACCACUAGAUAGACUAACGGAACAAAAAGCAAAGAAACGAAGAGGUGGCAAACAGCAGGCUGGAAAUGGGGAUCAGUCGCGGGCAAGCUUCAGCAGUGCAGGGAGAAGGGGAAGUGAAAUGUCUUCACAGGGCAAGACUCUGUCUCAGUCACAGUGUCCUGUCCAGCCUGAAGAUGGCUGUAGCAGUUAUACCUCCCCUGAUAAUGGACUGGGUUCAUUACGUAUCCAUGGGAGUCCAAGGAAGCGUCGCGAUAGCUCAGGUGAUUCAUCUCAGCGAUUGCAUUUGCCUCGAAGUGUGAGUGAAAGCAACUUGACGUAUGGCCGAGGUGGUGCCCCAAGGAAGAGGGGGAUCCAUACAUCAAGACCACAGAGUAAUACAGUUGUCAUUCCAGUAUUGCCAAUAUCAGUUGAGCAAGAAGUUGCCCGUCUGAUGGCCAGUCCUGAAUCAAGAUCUGUAAAUUACCAGUCUCAUAACAGGCUGUCCAGAAAGUCUCGUUCAAUGGAUUCCUUGCGAGGAGUUCGGUCAGGCACACCAAUUCAGUAUUCUGAAUCAGAAGGACCAACACGUUCUCCUUCUCCUGCGGCAUCGAGUGGUGUUGAAAGCAAUUCUAUCAAAGACUCUCCAAUGCAAAUUGAUGUUCUUGGUGGUGGUGAUGUUACAAGUUUAGAUGUGCCAGAUGGGGGCAGCCUGGAAAGGCGUUCAGUUAUGGCAGGAGGUUCGGUACGUGGUUGGUUACCGGAUGUAGCUGUAGUGCUUUGGCGACGUAUGCUUGGAGCACUGGGUGAUGUGAAUCAGCUUAUAGAUCCAGCCCUGCACAAUCAAGUUUUUGAGUAUCUUGUGGAGCUGUGUGAUACACUUGCCAAGAUCCGUCUGAACCAGGGUGUAUCAGGUGAUAAUCAGGUCACUCCGCCUCCUCCAGAUCUCAUUCCUCCUUUCAAUAUUAUUGCACCAUGGUGCUUUAAGGCUCUUACACUUCCCAGUAGUUAUCAAAAAGGUAAACUGUGUGCAUACAGGCUUCUGUGCACCAUGACUGUUACCCCACAGGAUAUUUCCUCACCUCGUGAUCACCUUGUGCAGUUUUAUAAAGUUUUGCACCAAGGAUUAGUGGGGACAGAUCAGGCUGUGAUCAACACACUUAUUCAGUUCACUGGACCUCGUUUCUUCUCACUUAUGUUACCUGGCCAUUCACUGCUUCUAUAUGACAUUAUUCAUGCAGCCAAUACCAUUGUUUCAUCAUCUGAUCUGCGUGGGACACCUCGAACAGAAGCAAUGUCAAUAUUGGGUGCUCUUCUCUGCCUGCCAAACACUUUUGCUGAAAUGCCUGUCCUCCAACCAAAUGCUAGUGAGUUUACAGUGAUGCCUUGUUCAGAUGCAAAGGAUCAUAUAUUGAGCAUAUUGCUGAAAUGCGGUAAACGUGAACCAGCCGGUCUAGCUCGUUGCAUUGCUUUGUCCAGCCUUGGAAUUUAUUUAUACCACGAGCUUACCCAUGAAACUUUUUAUCCAAAGAUCAAGGAGGCUGUGAAUGUUCUGUUAUUGGCUCUUAGGUUUAACAACAAAAUAAUUGGGCAGGUGGCAUCUGACAUCUUGCUGCUUCUGUGUGAUCAUGCCGAUCGACUCAUAGAGCGUUAUCCAGAGAUCCCACCUCGGAUCAUUGAGGUAUUAGCACUGACGAUAUCUCAUCUGAUGCCGCAAAGUAUUGUUACGAUGUCAGAGCGAGACAAGCACCUUCUCACUUCUCUCAUGUUUUGUCUUGGAGAGUGGUGUAUGAGGAUUCCUGCAAAUUGUUUGCUUGCAUCGUACAAUGGCUCCUGUCUUCUGCUUACAGUAUUCAAGGUCCUAAAUCAGUUACGGAGAGGUACCAGUGGUUCAAAUGACAGUGGCUCAAUUGGUGGUUUGUUUCAACCAGACUUUGUACAAGAUUUUGAUCCUAACAUCCUACUGGAUGAUUUGAAGGAAGUGGCUACCCCACCUGUUGGGCGCCGGUCAUCAACAAUGACACAUGAUAGUGGAACCCCAUCCCACCAUCACCAUUCCAGCCAGUCUGUCCAGAUGGCUGCAAGAAUGGUGAUGAUGCAUCUAAUAAACCAUCUGGGCCACUUUCCGAUGGGAAUUGGAGCCGCUCGCUUAUCGUCCAUGGUGGUGGAACACGAUGAUGUGCCUGGCCUCUCAGCAGAUGAACUCAGUUCUGAAGUCUUCUCUGCUCCAAAUAUCCAGCUUUUCGUAUUGAGCAACAGUCUUCUGGUGUCAUUAGUCGAGUUGCCAGCUCUGGAUGUGCCAGGUGGUGGGGUAACAGCUGGACUGAGAACUGCUCCCUCACAAGUGAGAGUCAUUUUAAGGGACCUGAGUGGGAAGGCAUCUUGGGAUGCUUCCAUCCUUUACUGCAGUCCUGAGGACUCCGUAUGCUCACAUCGACAUGCCAAAGAAGAAACAGAGGAUGGAGUUAGAACUGCUGGUUUGCCUAGGCCCAUAUCAGUAUCAUCUAGGUUAGAAGAGGCUAUGUUGACAUCUAGUUUUGUAGGUGGUGAACUUCAUAGUAGUCCUCCUCAGCACACAUUGCGCCAUCGCCCACCGGAUAUACUCCCAACCUGUGAUAAUGGAGCUGAAGACAUGGAUAACUUGGAUGAUCUUCUGCAGUAUCUAGGUCACACAAGUCCAGAAUGUUUGGAGAGUCUGGACACCCCUCGUAACAUUCCUGCACCUCCACCCCCUCCACUGACAAGGGAAGUAGAGGAAGACACCAUCACCAUGGUACUUAACCAACGAAAUGCAGAGCAGGAGUAUUUACAGCGCCAUUCAGCAGAUAUUAUGAUGCAAGCAGGAUGCAUGACAACGUUUCCUCAUCAGUCAUCGCAUUCACCCUUUCAGCACUGUCGGCUACUUUUCUCGCAGUUGGGCCUUGCUGGCUGGGAACGUCGUUCACAUCUUCACCUGCUGUCAAAGAAUGAGAAACUGCUACGAGAACUGCGUAAUCUUGACACUCAGCGAUGUCGGGAGACACAUAAAAUUGCUGUUGUGUAUGUGGCUGAAGGUCAGGAAGACAAGAAUUCUAUUCUGUCCAACACAUGUGGAAGUCAGGCUUAUGAGGAAUUUAUAGCAGGAUUGGCAUGGGAGGUUGAAUUGGAAUCACAUACAGGAUUCUUGGGAGGCUUGCAGCGCAAUAAAAGUACUGGAGAAACUGCUCCAUAUUAUGCCACAUCAUUCCUAGAGGUCAUAUUUCAUGUGGCCACUAGGAUGCCGUCUUCUAGCCAGGAAUCUUUACUGCAAAAGACUCGUCACCUGGGAAAUGACGAAGUGCACAUCGUGUGGUCGGAACAUUCCCGUGAUUAUAGACGUGGUAUCAUACCGACUGAAUUCUGUGAUGUACUUAUUGUUAUCUACCCUCUACCUAAUAGGCUGUACCGCAUCCAAGUAUCUCGAAAGCCUGAGGUUCCUUACUUUGGCCCGUUAUUUAAUGAAUCGAUUGUAGAUGAUAAGGUACUGCCUGGGCUGGUGCGGGCGUCAGCCAUCAGUGCAUCAAGAUCAAAGAGGAGCAUGCUGCCAUUCUACCAAAACUAUUAUGAAGAACGUGCUAAGUCUCUAGAGACAGUCAUUCGUAACCACAAGGAUGCUACAACAUUUGAAGAGUUUACAGCACAGGUUUAUUCUCCAGUUCAGACUGUGUCACCUUUCUGCCCUGGUCCAAAUCGCUCAUCAGGCACUUCAUUGAGUUCUCGCAGUCCUGAGCCAAGUUGUACAGCUACGUCGAGCUCUACCUUGGCUGCGGCAUUGCUUGAUUCUCACCAGCAUCGAUUUGGGUACCGCAGCAGUAAUGCUGCAGGCCAAGACAACCGUAUGCGGGGAACAGACGGAGUUCGAGUGUGGUUUGCAAGCAGUGAAUGUGCUUCAUCUGAUGCUGGUUUACAUGGUAUUUCACCUCGACCCCUCAAGAAACUUUCAUUCAAGACCACAGCUCGGAGAUCUCUGACUGCCAAAUCGGAAUCAAUUUCUCUUACACCGCCUGACAGCCCCACAGCUAGAAAAUCAAAAUAGUUCUAUGCUCAGCUUCAAAGUAUGUACAUUGAACCAACUAAUGCAGAAUUAGCAUUGUCUCUCCUGUAGAGAAACUAGGUUUUUAUAUUAGUGUACAUUGCAAAAUAAAGGCAAAUCAUUUCUUAGGUACAAAAAUGUAUUUGAUCACAAUUUAAAGUAUUGAGUGUGACUUUUUAAGUCUGCUGCAUAGGUUUGAUAGUUAAUAUGUUGUACCGAUAAAUAGAGGAUCCAAGAAGGAGAUAGCAUUUCAUUUCUGGAUCCUUUUUUUAUACUUUUAAGAAUAUAUGUUCAUCAAAUUUUGUGGCCCAGUACCAUCUUUACUAUGGUCUGGCAUAUUGUUUUAGCAUUUACAUAGAACAUGUGCAGGACUAGAACAUGAAUUUUUCACACAGUGUGGUAUGACAUAGUAUGUUCACACAUACUAUUUCCCUAGUGUAAGAUGUGCAUGGCAUAUUAUUGUGUAAUGGUUACAUCUGUUAUUGCGUUCAGGUAGACACUGCUUACGUAAAAAUAUUUAUAGACGACAUAGAGAGAGUAUCGGAGAUACUUACAACUUUGCCAACAAUCUUCUUACUUAAUACAGAUAUUUUUGUUCUUAGCAUCAGCUUUUGUUAACUCAAUUAGUGAGGGAAUGGUCAUUUUGGAGCUCUGGACACGGAUGUAAGAUACUUGGAUGUGACUGAUCGUUACAUGUUCUUUUUCCAGGCCUGCACAAAAAAGUGAUAUCAAAUGAGAUGUUUUGUACUAAGUGCUACAAAUAUGUUUGAGUAAUUCUAGAUCAGAUAUGUUAUUCCAGCAUUAAUAGAUGUGAACUUUUCUAUACUUAAAUUGCAUUGAUGACUGCAUGCAUGUGAAGAAAUAUGUGUAAAGAUGAAUGUGAGGGAAUGGAUGAUUGGUUGGACAGAAAUAUGGACACCAAUAUUAAUUUAUUCUGUAAAAAAGAGUAGAUUCAACAUUUAAUUACUGAUGUGAUCAGUAAUACUAAUUAAUAUUCAGUAGAAAGUGACAAGAUUUUGAGCGAAAUAUUGAAUCCAAUAUUUUAAUGUAGACUCUGCCACUCCUUUAUGGUUCUUGACUUAUCAUAAUUCUUAAAUAUUUAUAAUACUGUAUUUUCACAUACCAGUGGUAGCAUGUGACAUAUACCUCUGUGUUGGCCCCUGUUUGCUAAGAUUUAAAACUUAGAACAUGUGCAUUAGAAACUAAUUUUUCUGGAUCACUGGAUUGUUUCAACAUUUUGACACAGAAUACAGAUACAUUUUACAACAGAUGGUGGCUUCUGAAACAUCUUAACUGAUUAAGAUUUGAGGUUUUGUGGGUGGUGAAAAUUCAAAUUGCGAUCUUCUGGGCCAUAACAAUAUGUAGAUUCAUCAGGCUACUUGAAUUUUGAAAUGAUUUAAAAAAUUGCUGUUCGUGUUUAAUACUAGUACCACCAGGAUGUGUUCCCAACAUUUCAAAAGAUCCUGUUACAUUCAUAUUCAGGGUAGAAGUAUAUCUGGGAUGUAGGUGGUUGCAUAUGGCCGUUCCUGUUCCCCAUUUCGUGUUAGCCCACCAAAGACUCCAUCUCUUUUCUCUGCAUUCCUCGCUCUUAUUGACCAAUCUUGUUUCCUUCAGCCUGACAUCUCCACCAUCUCCAUAUAACCCAGCAACAUUAGAUCUCUACUGACUUAUACCCUGAAGGUGGAGGUGGCAUAUUCUUCUGAAAUAUUUGUAACUAUGUAUAUGAUUGUAAGAUGUCACAACAUAGAAUCCACAAUCCAAAUCAUCAUCACUUGUUGAGAUUGCCUCUAUGGAGGGGCAAACAUUGCAGUUGCAUUGUUGGCACUCCUGUUCUGUAGAGUCCCAGGUUUGAUUCUCCACCUGGAAGCCUGGAGCACCCAUUCAGAUGGCAGGUCAGAACUGUUUGCACAAGGGAACACAACCUCCAGGCAUGGUGUAACUCUGUGGUCAUCCUGGCUGCCCACAAGUAGACCUCAGUGUUAAGACUCCAGUGGAUUGAAGUAGGCCAUAACCACAUUCUUCCUCCGAGUUCAUGAUUCACAUUUAUCCUCAUUCAUUGCUCUGUGUAAUCAGUGUAGGUAGUCUACAGACAGCAGAGAUGAAGUUACUCUUCAGUAUUAAGAUGUGAAUAAGAAGGUAUGAAAUAUGAAAUGAGGAAGUAAAAGUACUACAGGAAAAGUUGAUCAAAUUAAGCAGAUGGUAUUGUGUAUAUAUUACAUAUGGGUAAAUGCUGGAUACCUGCGAAUAUUAAAAAAAAUGAAUAUGCUUAAUAAAUGAUCGCUAAGGAGGUGGUUAAAAGACGUGAGAUAAGAGAAUAGAAGAAAGUUUGAAAAUGGUGGCCACAUUGUAAAUGGUCAUUGUAUUCUAAGAUAAAAGUUUGGAUGCCAUAUGUCAACUCUGAGUAAUAAAAAGACUGUCAGGGAAUCGUGACAUCCAGUAACACUUCAGUUGUUUGUAUUUAUGUAUGUAUAUGGUUAUAGUAACUUGUCUGACUAGUAGAAUGUUGCAAGCAGGUUGUGCUCCUGAUUUUGAAAGGUCUGCCACAUGUUGUAAUGAAUAUCACUGAAAUCACAACCUUAACAUAAAAUACAUUCUGCUCGUAAUACUUAUUUGAAAACAC
This is a messenger RNA of Zootermopsis nevadensis, 9125 nucleotides long. Its product is annotated as putative Rho GTPase-activating protein CG5521. Gene Ontology annotation, molecular function: GTPase activator activity. Gene Ontology annotation, cellular component: nucleus; cytoplasm. Lineage: Eukaryota; Metazoa; Arthropoda; Insecta; Blattodea; Termopsidae. The record is from RefSeq and is a predicted model, not a curated record. Gene Ontology annotation, biological process: regulation of small GTPase mediated signal transduction; positive regulation of GTPase activity.